AUGCCGAAAAGAAAACUCCCCUCGGAUUCCACCCCGUCUGCCACGAACAAAAAGAGGUUGCCAGCGACUUCUACGGCGGGCAGGCUCUCCACCGGCGAAGAUGACCGCUCCGGAUCUUCGCAGUCCACCGUCAACGCCUCCCAGGGCGGCGCACCACUUCUCCCAACACCCCCGUCUUCAAGCCAGCCUCGAUCGGGUGUGCCGACCUCCUCGCAGCGUUUGAGUCAAGUUUACAAAGACUACACGCCCACGCUGAGCCAGCUCGGCUCAGGAUCCCACGGCGGGGACGAACGCGACAGCUGGCUCUCCACUCAGGAUCAAGAAGCUGACAUCGCGCGUGAAAUUGACCUCACCGAGGAUUUCGACGAUGACGUGUACGAGACCUACAUGCUCUACGGCAUUCUCAACACCAAGAUCGUGGGAUGUCGGUUCUACGAUGGCCAAGCUACCGUCGGGGAGUACGUGCGAGUCAGGCGCGAACCAGGCAAUCCCUACGACAGCAAUGCCAUCCGGAUCGAUAACGUGCUCCGCGACCAGAUCGGUCACAUUGGCCGUCAAGUUGCGGCAAAGCUGGCGCCCUUGAUGGACAACGGCUCGCUGCUCGUCGAAGGCGCGCUGACCGGACCCAAGACCUAUUACGACUGUCCGAUCGGUCUCAAACUCUUCGGCACAAACGAUCCUGUUGCCGGUGCUGCUCUUGCCAAGCAAAUGCAAGAGCAAAAGCUUCCCAUCACCGAAUGGGUGCGUACGAAACGAGAGGGCGAGAAGCGCCGGCAAGAGCUCGAGAAGCAGCAGAAAGCCAGGGAAAAGGCAGCCGCCGCAAUGAGGAAAAAGGGUCUCCAAGUGUUUGACAACGAAGGGCCCAACAGGUACAGCAACUUGGGUGUGUUGCCGAAUGGCAGGAGCCAACCAGAGCAAAGCAUGGAGCAACUGCUCAGUGGCACGUCCACGUUCAACCCCCGUGAUGUUCAGGACGCCAUGAAGAAGCUUGGGACGGGUGAAGAUGUGCUUGAGAAGAUGCCAAUGGCAGAUCAGCCCCCUGAGCUCGCCACAAUCUUGUUGCCAUAUCAGAGACAGGGACUGCAGUGGAUGCUGGACCACGAAUCUCCCAAACUACCUCAAAACGGCGACGACGUGGUCCAGAUGUGGAAGAAAAUAGGCAAAGGGUACCUCAACAUCGCCACCAACUUUGCGAUCAACAAAGCUCCCGAACUUGCAAGUGGUGGCCUCCUUGCGGAUGACAUGGGUCUGGGCAAGACUAUCCAGAUCAUCUCGCUUAUCAUGGCGGACCCUCACAAGAACCGAACACCGACGCUCAUCAUCGCACCACUCUCGGUCAUGUCUAACUGGAGCAUGCAAGCAGAGCACCAUAUCAAGAAGAAGUUUCGACCACGCAUCCUGACCUACCAUGGCACAGAGAAGAAGAACUUGUCACCACAAGAGUUGAAAGAGUACGACAUCGUCAUCACAACCUACCAGACAAUGACUCAGGAGCUCUUUCCCUAUGGCCAGACCAGCCCCCGGCCGGUACCAGCUCCGAAGGGAUUGUUUUCUAUCACCUGGCGAAGAGUCGUUCUGGAUGAGGCUCACAACAUCCGCAAUCCCAAAGCCAAGAUGUCGCAAGCCGCGUGUGCACUCCAGGCUGCAUCUCGCUGGGUUCUUACCGGCACUCCGAUAGUCAACACUCUCAAGGACCUCUACUCACACGUCAAGUUUAUCCGUAUGACUGGGGGACUCACCGAGUUUGAGAUCUUCAAUUCGACCCUGAUUCGUCCGCUUAGGAACGGCGAUCCUCAGGCCCGUCUUCUUCUUCAAGCUCUCAUGGCGACGCUCUGUCUCCGCCGGAUGAAAGACAUGAAGUUCAUCGACCUCAAACUGCCCAAGAUUGUUUUCCAUAAAUAUCUGGUGAAAUUCCUGCCGCACGAGCAGGAGAGGUAUGAUGCAUUCAAGAGCGAGGCCAAGGGACUUGUCGAGGCCGCGAAAGCUAAGAAGGGAGAUCACACCAUGACGCACCUUCUCGAGGUUCUGCUUCGGUUGCGCCAGACUUGCAACCACUGGAAGAUGUGCGGUGACGAUAGAGUGCGCAAAUUGCUGGAACUGGUCGAGUCCAACGAAGUUGUAGAUGUCACCAACGCCGCCAACAGAAAGACCCUCCAGGACAUUCUACAGGUACAGAUCGAUUCGCAGGAGGACUGCUGUGUGUGCCUGGACUCUUUGAAGAACCCGGUGAUCACAGCCUGUGCCCAUACUUAUUGUCGUGAGUGCAUCGAGCGAGUCAUUGAAACACAACAUAAAUGUCCCAUGUGCCGUGCGGCGCUGGCCACCAGCGAACAGCUGGUCGAUCCGGCGGCAAACUUUGGCGAAGGCGAUGAGAUCGACCCCGAUAUCGACCCCGAGACGACCAGCAGCAAGAUCGAGGCACUCAUCAAGGUACUUAAAGCCUCUGAGGCCGACGCCGACGUCAAGACUGUGGUGUUUUCACAGUGGACGUCGUUCUUGGACCUGGUGCAGACUCAGCUGCUCCGGCAUGGCCUCAAUUUCACGCGGCUCGAUGGCAAAAUGAACUCGAGUCGUCGCGACGCCGCAAUUGAAUCUUUCAACAGCGACUCGUCCUGCAAGAUCAUGCUGGCAUCUUUGUCUGUUUGCUCUGUGGGCCUGAACUUGGUGGCGGCGAACCAGGUGAUUUUGGCGGACUCCUGGUGGGCGCCGGCCAUCGAAGAUCAAGCGGUCGACCGUGUCCACAGACUAGGACAGACCCGUGAUUGCAAAGUGGUGCGUCUGGUGGUGGAAGGCACUAUCGAGGACGAGGUGCUUGAGAUCCAGUCGAAGAAGAGGAAGCUGGCGAGUGAAGCAUUUGGAGAGAAGGUGAAGAGGGAGGAGAGAAGGGCCGGCUCGCUGAGAGAUAUCGAGAGGUUGUUGGCAUAG
Molecule: messenger RNA, 2925 nt
Organism: Cladophialophora carrionii CBS 160.54
Lineage: Eukaryota; Fungi; Ascomycota; Eurotiomycetes; Chaetothyriales; Herpotrichiellaceae
Exons: 1
Coding region: 1-2925 (974 amino acids)
Molecular function (GO): ATP-dependent chromatin remodeler activity; nucleic acid binding; hydrolase activity, acting on acid anhydrides, in phosphorus-containing anhydrides
Source: RefSeq, a predicted model, not a curated record